AUGCGGGACUUCAAAAAGGCCAUUUCUUAUUGCAACUUCAAGGAAAUUAGGAUGGAAGGUGGCGAGUUUACGUGGUGUAAUGGGCGUCACAACAAUCUGGUUUUUGAGAAGUUGGAUAGGGUGUUGGCUAACCUGGAUUGGUUUAGAAGAUUUUGUAUGUCAAAAGUCACCCUCCUUCCUUGGUGGAACUCGGACCACCGUCCCUUGCUUCUUAGCUCUAGCAAGAAUAAGAAGCUUUCAACCAAGGCUCCAAAAUGGAGAUCUAGGUUUCAUUAUGAACAAGCUUGGGCUGGGGAAGAGGAUUGUGGUAAGAUAGUGGAGUCGGUUUGGCUUGAUGGUUCCAAUUGGGGCUCUCCUCAGGGGCUGAGGGGGAGAAUUAAUCAAUGUGGAGAGAUCCUUCAUGAAUGGAAUAAAGAUAAAAAGGCUGACUUGGGGGCUAGAACUAAGAAACUAAAAGAGGAACUAAAAAAUCUCUCUUCUUCUGUUGGAGAAACGGAUUGGAAGAACCGAAGAAGGAUUGAAAGAGAUCUUAAUGUUGUUGAGGCUAAGGAGGAGAUUUUAUGGAAAUAA
Messenger RNA from Cannabis sativa, 570 nucleotides. RefSeq lists its product as uncharacterized. The record is from RefSeq and is a predicted model, not a curated record. The transcript has a single exon. The coding region runs from base 1 to 570 and encodes 189 amino acids. Lineage: Eukaryota; Viridiplantae; Streptophyta; Magnoliopsida; Rosales; Cannabaceae.